AUGGCGGCCACCCUGCCCUCAUCAUCUCGACACAAUCCUCCGAAAAAUCCUCACACUCCGCCACUCCACAAAAUACUCCGACGCAGUCCCGACACCAAACUCCGCACACGCUCCAACGCCACCGCCCCACACCCAACACACACCACCACCCACGCACGUCCUCGCCCUACAGCCACCCUCACGACCCGCCCCUUCAACACAAACCCACUGUCUCCGCCUGCACGCAAGCUCUCCCGCACAAAACCCAAACGCUCCGCACCCCACAAUCCGCCCCCUCUUCAUCUGCGCGCUCACGGGCCUCUUCCCCUUCAUCCAUACCCUCCCUCCCACAUCCAACCAUCUAUGCUCCCACCAAAACUGCCCCUUCUGCUUUCCAACCAGCACACACCCACUACUCACAACGUCCCCCAGGACUACCCAAGGCACAACACCGCCCACGCACUAACACCAACACCCAACAACCACGGUCCACUCGCCCUCCCCAUCUCCACACAACCCUCCAACAAACCCUCACACUCCGCCACUCCACAAAAUACUCCGACGCAGUCCCGACGCCAAACUCCGCACACGCUCCAACGCCACCGCCCCACACCCAACACACACCACCACCCACGCACGUCCUCGCCCUACACCCGCCCUCACGACCCGCUCCUUCAACACAAACCCACUGUCUCCGCCUGCACGCAAGCUCUCCCGCACAAAACCCAAACGCUCCGCACCCCACAAUCCGCCCCCUCUUCAUCUACGCGCUCACGGCCCUCUUCCCCUUCAUCCAUACCCUCCCUCCCACACCCAACCAUCUAUGCUCCCACCAAAACUGCCCCUUCUGCUUUCCAACCAGCACACACCCACUACUCACAACGUCCCCCAGGACUACCCAAGGCACAACACCGCCCACGCACUAACACCAACACCCAACAACCACGGUCCACUCGCCCUCCCCAUCUCCACACAACCCUCCAACAAACCCUCACACUCCGCCACUCCACAAAAUACUCCGACGCAGUCCCGACGCCAAACUCCGCACACGCUCCAACGCCACCGCCCCACACCCAACACACACCACCACCCACGCACGUCCUCGCCCUACACCCACCCUCACGACCCGCCCCUUCAACACAAACCCACUGUCUCCGCCUGCACGCAAGCUCUCCCGCACAAAUCCCAAACGCUCCGCACCCCACAAUCCGCCCCCUCUUCAUCUACGCGCUCACGGCCCUCUUCCCCUUCAUCCAUACCCUCCCUCCCACAUCCAACCAUCUAUGCUCCCACCAAAACUGCCCCUUCUGCUUUCCAACCAGCACACACCCACUACUCACAACGCACAACACCGCCCACGCACUAACACCAACACCCAACAACCACGGUCCACUCGCCCUCCCCAUCUCCACACAACCCUCCAACAAACCCUCACACUCCGCCACUCCACAAAAUACUCCGACGCAGUCCCGACGCCAAACUCCGCACACGCUCCAACGCCACCGCCCCACACCCAACACACAACACACACCACCACCCACGCACGUCCUCGCCCUACACCCACCCUCACGACCCGCUCCUUCAACACAAACCCACUGUCUCCGCCUGCACGCAAGCUCUCCCGCACAAAACCCAAACGCUCCGCACCCCACAAUCCGCCCCCUCUUCAUCUACGCGCUCACGGGCCUCUUCCCCUUCAUCCAUACCCUCCCUCCCACAUCCAACCGAUCUAUGCUCCCACCAAAACUGCCCCUUCUGCUUUCCAACCAGCACACACCCACUACUCACAACGUCCCCCAGGACUACCCAAGGCACAACACCGCCCACGCACUAACACCAACACCCAACAACCACGGUCCACUCGCCCUCCCCAUCUCCGCACAACCCUCCAACAAACCCUCACACUCCGCCACUCCACAAAAUACUCCGACGCAGUCCCGACGCCAAACUCCGCACACGCUCCAACGCCACCGCCCCACACCCAACACACACCACCACCCACGCACGUCCUCGCCCUACACCCACCCUCACGACCCGCCCCUUCAACACAAACCCACUGUCUCCGCCUGCACGCAAGCUCUCCCGCACAAAACCCAAACGCUCCGCACCCCACAAUCCGCCCCCUCUUCAUCUACGCGCUCACGGCCCUCUUCCCCUUCAUCCAUACCCUCCCUCCCACACCCAACCAUCUAUGCUCCCACCAAAACUGCCCCUUCUGCUUUCCAACCAGCUCGCACCCACUACUCACAACGUCCCCCAGGACUACCCAAGGCACAACACCGCCCACGCACUAACACCAACACCCAACAACCACGGUCCACUCGCCCUCCCCAUCUCCGCACAACCCUCCAACAAACCCUCACACUCCGCCACUCCACAAAAUACUCCGACGCAGUCCCGACGCCAAACUCCGCACACGCUCCAACGCCACCGCCCCACACCCAACACACACCACCACCCACGCACGUCCUCGCCCUACACCCACCCUCACGACCCGCUCCUUCAACACAAACCCACUCACACACCCACUACUCACAACGUCCCCCAGGACUACCCAAGGCACAACACCGCCCACGCACUAACACCAACACCCAACAACCACGGUCCACUCGCCCUCCCCAUCUCCACACAACCCUCCAACAAACCCUCACACUCGCCACUCCACAAAAUACUCCGACGCAGUCCCGACGCCAAACUCCGCACACGCUCCAACGCCACCGCCCCACACCCAACACACACCACCACCCACGCACGUCCUCGCCCUACACCCACCCUCACGACCCGCUCCUUCAACAUAAACCCACUGUCUCCGCCUGCACGCAAGCUCUCCCGCACAAAACCCAAACGCUCCGCACCCCACAAUCUGCCCCCUCUUCAUCUACGCGCUCACGGGCCUCUUCCCCUUCAUCCAUACCCUCCCUCCCACACCCAACCAUCUAUGCUCCCACCAAAACUGCCCCUUCUGCUUUCCAACCAGCACACACCCACUACUCACAACGUCCCCCAGGACUACCCAAGGCACAACACCGCCCACGCACUAACACCAACACCCAACAACCACGGUCCACUCGCCCUCCCCAUCUCCGCACAACCCUCCAACAAACCCUCACACUCCGCCACUCCACAAAAUACUCCGACGCAGUCCCGACGCCAAACUCCGCACACGCUCCAACGCCACCGCCCCACGCCCAAUACACAACACACACCACCACCCACGCACGUCCUCGCCCUACACCCACCCUCACGACCCGCUCCUUCAACACAAACCCACUGUCUCCGCCUGCACGCAAGCUCUCCCGCACAAAACCCAAACGCUCCGCACCCCACAAUCCGCCCCCUCUUCAUCUACGCGCUCACGGCCCUCUUCCCCUUCAUCCAUACCCUCCCUCCCACACCCAACCAUCUAUGCUCCCACCAAAACUGCCCCUUCUGCUUUCCAACCAGCACACACCCACUACUCACAACGCCCCCCAGGACUACCCAAGGCACAACACCGCCCACGCACUAACACCAACACCCAACAACCACGGUCCACUCGCCCUCCCCAUCUCCACACAACCCUCCAACAAACCCUCACACUCCGCCACUCCACAAAAUACUCCGACGCAGUCCCGACGCCAAACUCCGCACACGCUCCAACGCCACCGCCCCACACCCAACACACACCACCACCCACGCACGUCCUCGCCCUACACCCGCCCUCACGACCCGCUCCUUCAACACAAACCCACUGUCUCCGCCUGCACGCAAGCUCUCCCGCACAAAACCCAAACGCUCCGCACCCCACAAUCCGCCCCCUCUUCAUCUACGCGCUCACGGCCCUCUUCCCCUUCAUCCAUACCCUCCCUCCCACACCCAACCAUCUAUGCUCCCACCAAAACUGCCCCUUCUGCUUUCCAACCAGCACACACCCACUACUCACAACGUCCCCCAUGA
Eimeria tenella is the source of this 3915-nucleotide messenger RNA. RefSeq lists its product as uncharacterized. Lineage: Eukaryota; Apicomplexa; Conoidasida; Eucoccidiorida; Eimeriidae. The record is from RefSeq and is a predicted model, not a curated record. The transcript has 3 exons. Bases 1 to 3915 code for a protein of 1304 amino acids.